Messenger RNA from Dioscorea cayenensis subsp. rotundata (Guinea yam), 1133 nucleotides. Its product is annotated as protein ALTERED XYLOGLUCAN 4-like. Gene Ontology annotation, molecular function: O-acetyltransferase activity. The transcript is spliced from 3 exons. NCBI's taxonomy places the organism in Eukaryota, Viridiplantae, Streptophyta, Magnoliopsida, Dioscoreales, Dioscoreaceae. The coding region runs from base 168 to 1133 and encodes 321 amino acids. Gene Ontology annotation, cellular component: Golgi apparatus. The record is from RefSeq and is a predicted model, not a curated record.
UCAUCUUCAUUCUCCCUUUUCUUGCCAAACCUAAACAAGUCUUUUCAGAAAGUCCACUUCUCAGACAAAGCAAAGAUAUUAAUAGUCAUGCAACAUGUGAUUUGUUCACUGGCAAAUGGGUGAGAGAGAUCAGAGGACCAACUUAUGAUAAUAGAACAUGUCCAACUAUGCUUGAGUCCAGGAACUGUGAGAAGUAUGGGAAGGAUCAGGAUUUCUUGAACUGGCGUUGGAAGCCUCAUGGCUGUGACUUGCCUCGGUUCGAUGCCGGGGAAUUUUUACGUAUGGUGAAGGGGAAGACUAUGUUUUUCGUCGGUGAUUCACUUGCGAGAAAUCAUGUUGAAUCACUCUUGUGUUUACUUUCUCAGGUGGAGAAGCCAAUGAAUGUGCACAAAGACAAAGAAGACACAUCCAACAUAUGGUACUUCAACUCCUCAAAUUUCACAAUAAAGAGCAACUUUAUCAAAUUCUUAGUCCAAGCAACAGAGAGAACAAUCAACGGCACAAAAACAGGAGUCUUUGAUAUACACAUGGACAAGGUUGACACUGAAUGGGCAAACAAGCUUCACAAAACACAUUACAUUGUCAUUUCAACAAGCCAUUGGUUCUUCAGAAAAAACUAUUUCUAUGAGAAUGGCAAGCUCAUAGGCUGCACCUUCUGCUCAGAAACUAAUCUCAAGGAAAUCAAUUUCAUCACUGCCAUAAAGAAAGCCACAAGAACCGCACUAGAGUUUAUAAAAAACAGUACUCAUGAAGAGCACCAUUUUGAGUUCAAGACACUGACCUUAUUAAGGACUUAUUCACCAGCACAUUUUGAAGGUGGUGCUUGGAAUGAUGGAGGUUAUUGCAAUAGAACAAGGCCACUGAAAGCAGAGGAAAUGUUGGGUGUGGGUGACAUGGAGUUGAGGAAUGGACAAGUGGAGGAAUUGGAUAAGGUUAAGGAAGGUGAAGGGGAGUUUGGGGUGGUGGAUGUGACUGAGAGCAUGAUGGUGAGGGCAGAUGGGCAUCCAGGGAAACACUGGAACGAUGAAUGGAUGAAGGGGUUUAAUGACUGUACGCAUUGGUGCUUGCCAGGUGCUGUUGAUGUUUGGAAUGAUAUGAUGCUCCAAGUGAUGAAGAGGUUUUCUUCAUUUUAG